Lodderomyces beijingensis is the source of this 1446-nucleotide messenger RNA. The record is from the annotation of a GenBank genome assembly. Lineage: Eukaryota; Fungi; Ascomycota; Pichiomycetes; Serinales; Debaryomycetaceae.
AUGGUUUCAAUUUCAGAUGUAAGUGUUUCCAUUUUCAUGCAAAAAAAAAGGGUUUUUAUUGGGCUAGUUACUAACAGUUAGCAGACGUUGUCCUUUCUCGACAACCCAAAGAUCAACUGGAAACAAGUCAUCAUUGGCUUCACCGUUGGCCAGUAUGUGUUUGAAACCUAUCUUGAGUACAGACAGUACCAGGUGCUAAAGAACAAGGCUCCGCCCGCGUCGAUCAAGGCCGAGGUCAAGCAAGAGACGUUUGACAAGUCUCAAAAAUACUCGAGAUCCAAGGCCAAGUUUUCCAUGUUUUCCUCCACCGUGGGACUAUUGGAGAACCUCGCAAUCUACCAGUUCAACUUGUUGCCCAAGUUGUGGGGCUGGAGCGACUCCAUAAUGCGCGCGGCUGGGUUCUUAUUGCCGAAACUCAUGGGCGGCGUCAUUACCCAAUCGAUUAUUUUCGUCUUCACCAGCCAGAUCUUGUCAACAAUCGUGGGGUUGCCGCUUAGCUAUUACAGCCACUUUGUCUUGGAGGAGAAAUACGGCUUCAACAAGCAAACUGUGGCCAUUUGGGUCUCUGACAAGUUGAAGUCAAUUGCUCUUUCCAUUGUGCUUGGAUCGCCCGUGCUUGCUGGUUUCUUGAAAAUCAUUGACUAUUUUGGCGACUCGUUUAUUUUCUACUUGAUGGGCUUCCUUUUGGUGAUUAUGUUGAUUGCCAUGACAAUCGUGCCCACAUUGAUCAUGCCCUUGUUCAACAAAUUCACCCCGUUGGAAGAUGGCGAGUUAAAGACGGCUAUCGAGAAUUUGGCCUCGUCGCAAAAGUUCCCAUUGAAGAAAUUGCAAGUCAUCGAUGGCUCUAAACGCUCGUCGCACUCAAAUGCUUACUUUACCGGUUUGCCCUGGAGCAAGCAAAUUGUCUUGUUUGAUACUUUGAUUGAACACAACACCACCGAGGAAACCGUGGCUGUGUUGGCCCACGAGAUUGGACACUGGAAAUUGAACCAUAUCCCCAAGAUGAUUGUCAUGCAGCAACUCCACUUGUUCUUGAUUUUCUCGCUCUUUGGCGCAUUUAUGCACAAUCGGUCCUUGCUCCACUCGUUUGGCUUCUACAAGGAGCAACCAAUCUUGAUCAGCUUUAUGUUGUUUAGCGACAUCUUGCAGCCUUUGGAAUGCAUCUUGACUUUUGCCCAGAACUUGUUGUCGAGAAAGCACGAGUACGACGCGGACAAGUUUGCAUUCGACUGCGGCUAUUCGGAGGAGUUGAGCAGAUCCUUGAUCAAAUUGUCCAACAAGAACUUGUCCAGUAUGAACGCCGACUGGUUGUACUCCUCCUUCCACUACUCGCAUCCGAUUUUACCAGAGAGAUUGAGUGCUUUGGGAUACGUGUCGAGAGAAAAGAUUGGUAGAGACGACACCGAAGAUGAGCCUGUGGUGGUCAAACUGGAUAAACAAGAGUAG